Arvicanthis niloticus (Nile rat) is the source of this 4247-nucleotide messenger RNA. The record is from RefSeq and is a predicted model, not a curated record. Lineage: Eukaryota; Metazoa; Chordata; Mammalia; Rodentia; Muridae.
GUUAGCUGUCUACCAAACUGAGCUACAGUCAGUACAGGUUUUGAUGAUGAAAAUGUUCUCGAACUAAAUCAGGCAUAUUCCCAGAACCGAGUUACCGGCCACCAGGAGCUACAAAGCCAGACCUGGUCUCAAAUCAACCAACGAACCAAUCAGUUAACCAGUUUUGGAACUAUUGGUGAUGAGUGCUCGACGCUGUCAGCAUACUAAAUGUCACAAAUGGCCAUCUUUACGUAUACUUUUCAAAACUUAUAUGAAGAUUAAAAGUCUUUGGAAAGGGGCACGAGAACGAUUUCCAACUGGAGUUUUUUUUCUCAUACUCAGGGAAUUCUGACAUUGCAACCCUGGUCUGACUCCAGUAUUCUAUAUUGGGUAGCGACCCUAAAGAGUUCAGAUUCUCUGGGCAACUAAGAACACACUGGCUGUUAUUCCAGAGUAUCUAGGUUCAAUUCUCAACACCUACAUGUAACUUCAUCUGUAAUUCCAGUUCCAGAUCAGACACAGUCUUGGGCUCCGCGGACGUCAGGCAUGCACGUGGUGCACACACAUGUAUGCAGACAAAAUAUCCAUACACAUUUAAAAAAAAAAAAAAGAACGUGAGUUCAUAUUCCUUACUCUAGGGAUAGUUCACCCUCCGCUAAGUCUCACCAGUUUUAACACAAGCCACGUCCACUUCCGCCCUGAAGUCGCGCUAGAAGCUCUCAAAAGAGCCAAGCUCGUCUACUGAAGCGCCAGACCACAACCCGUAGCCCCGCCCCUCUGCCUGUCCGUCAAACUCGUUCUUGUCCCGCCCCCUGCCUGUGGGACACGCAGCCUUCGGUGCGGCUCGUUGUUAUGACGACAUGGUCGUAAAUCCGCCAUCUUCCUGUGGCGCGUUGCGACAUGGAGGGCGCGAUGGCAGUGCGGGUGACGGCCGCUCAUACGGCAGAAGCCCGGGCCGAAGCCGGGUGUGAAGCGAGCGAGGGCGGGGUUGCGGCGGCGGCGGCCUUGUCCUCCGGCGGCUUCCUUGGGCUCCCAGCGCCCUUCAGCGAGGAAGAUGAAGAUGAUGUGCACAGAUGUGGCCGAUGCCAAGUGGAAUUCACUGCCUUGGAGGACUUUGUCCAGCACAAGAUCCAGAAGACCUGCCAUCGGGCCCCUCAAGAGGCCCUGCCCACCACCCCUGCUGCCACUGCGCUGCUGGGCCAGGAGGUGGUGCCAACAGCAGCAGAGGGAGGUCCAGAGGAACCCAUCACUGUGGCCCACAUCGUGGUGGAGGCCACCUCUCUGGCAGAAGACAUCAACCAUGCUCCUGACCUUGUUGGAAGUGGGCACAUCAAAGAGGUCAUUGUGGCUGCUGAGGCAGAGCCAGGGGAUGGCGAGAUGGCAGAGGCUCCAGGCAGUCCUAACCCUCAGGAACUUGGGCUUAUUGGGGAGGGCGAGCAGGCCCAAGUCAAGCUGCUGGUGAACAAGGAAGGCCGCUACGUGUGCAUGCUAUGUCACAAGACCUUCAAAACGGGCAGCAUCCUCAAGGCCCACAUGGUAACACACAGCAGCCGCAAGGAGCACGAGUGCAAGCUCUGUGGGGCCUCCUUUCGGACCAAGGGCUCUCUCAUCCGGCACCACCGACGGCACACUGAUGAGCGCCCCUACAAAUGUGCCAAGUGUGGAAAGAGCUUCCGAGAGUCAGGCGCGCUGACUCGGCACCUCAAAUCUCUCACUCCGUGCACAGAAAAGAUCCGCUUCAGCAUAAGCAAGGACACAGCUGUGGACAAAGAGCAAGUGCCUGCAGGGUCCAGUGCCUCCACUGUGGGGACCGUGACAUCAUCAGUGUCAGGAGAGCCCAUGGAGACAUCACCUGUGAUUCACCUGGUGACAGAUGCCAAGGGCACUGUCAUCCACGAAGUCCAUGUGCAGAUGCAGGAGCUUCCCCUGGGCAUGAAAGCCCUGACCCCAGAGUCCCCGGACUCGGAGGAGCUGCCCUGUUCCAGUGAGAGCAGCCGUGAGAACCUGCUGCAUCAGGCCAUGCAGAAUUCUGGCAUCGUCCUUGAGAGGGUUGCUGGGGAGGAGAGUACUCUGGAACCAGCCCCUCCCUCUGGGUCCAGUCCCCAGUCCCUGGGAGAUGGACCCCCAGAAUUGCCACUGCUGGAGGUGGAGCAGAUAGAGACACAGGUGGCCAGUGAGGCCACCACUGUGCCCAGGACCCACCCGUGCCCUCAGUGCAGUGAGACUUUCCCAACAGCAGCCACCCUGGAGGCCCACAAGAGAGGUCAUCUAGGGCCGAGGCCAUUCACCUGCACACAGUGUGGCAAGGACUUCCCCAAAGCCUACCUGCUCAAGAAGCACCAGGAGGUGCAUGUGCACGAGCGCCGCUUCCGUUGUGGAGACUGUGGGAAGCUCUAUAAGACCAUUGCUCAUGUGCGGGGCCACCGACGUGUCCACUCAGACGAGAGGCCUUUCCCUUGUCCUCAGUGUGGCAAGCGUUAUAAAACCAAGAAUGCCCAGCAAGUGCAUUUCCGGACACAUCUGGAAGAAAAGCCCCACGUGUGCCAGUUCUGCAGCCGAGGCUUCCGGGAGAAGGGCUCUCUGGUGCGGCAUGUGAGGCACCACACAGGCGAGAAACCUUUCAAGUGCUACAAGUGUGGCCGUGGCUUCGCGGAGCAUGGCACACUCAACCGGCACCUGCGCACUAAAGGUCUGGGCCACACAUGGCAGAAGAGGGUGAGGGUUGGGGUCAACAGGCCCAGACUGAGCUCAGUGUCCCUGUUGGCAGGGGGCUGCCUGCUGGAAGUGGAGGAGUUGCUGGUAUCUGAGGAGAGCCCCUCUGCGGCUGCCACCGUGCUUGCAGAAGAUCCCCACACCGUGCUGGUGGAGUUCUCCUCCAUGGUAGCUGAUACCCAAGAGUACAUAAUUGAGGCUACUGCAGAUGACACAGAGACCAGUGAAGCCACCGAGAUCAUUGAGGGCGCCCAGACAGAGGUGGACAGUCACAUCAUGAAGGUGGUACAACAGAUCGUGCACCAGGCUGGUGCUGGGCACCAGAUCAUCGUGCAGAAUGUCACCAUGGACCAGGAGGCAGCACUGGGCUCCCAGGCAGCUGCGGCGGACACAAUCACCAUCGCCACUCCUGAGAGUCUGACCGAGCAAGUGGCCAUGACGCUGGCUUCAGCAAUCAGUGAGGGCACUGUGCUCACAGCACGGGCAGGUCCAGACAGUACUGAACAGGCCACCGUGACAAUGGUGUCAUCAGAGGACAUAGAGAUCCUUGAGCAUGGAGGAGAGCUGGUCAUUGCGUCACCAGAGGGCCAGCUUGAGGUGCAGACAGUCAUUGUAUAGUUUGAGGGCCUCUGCUAUGGAGGAGCGAGGUCCCCGCGUGUCUGCCCGCACCCGCCUGGUCAGAAGAGCGGACCCCGAGUGUCUGCCUGCACCCACCUGGUCAGAAGACAUUCAAGUUCAGGCAGCCAAAGGAGAGAGAGAGUGAACACACAGUUUGUUUCUUUUUUUGCUUUACAAUAAAACAUAAAAAACCCUGCAGCUUGUUGUGUUGAGGUAGAGGCAGCCUCUGGGGCUGGCACAGCUGCCUUCAUAGGUAUAUCCUCUGGAUACACUUGCCUGCUCAGGCCACCCUCUAGCCACAUACUUGGCUUCCAGCCCUGGUGGCGCCUCAAGGCGCGUGGGUGUCUCUGGCAUGUUGACAGACAGCCUCCUACCCUACCUAGCUGGAUCUGUGACUCCACUUUUCACAAGCCUGCUAGGGUGUGAGGUGUUCUUUUCAGCUUCCAAAUCUGGGACUGCCAGGGGUUAUGGGGUUGGUCUAGAGACCUAGGACCUUGGAUCGGCCUGAGUAGCUGAUGCUUUCCUCUGUGAUGGGCAAGUGUUGGAGAAGCAGCAGAUGGCAGAGCAGGCUAGGGCUGGUCUUUGUUGAUUUCUCAGCCUGUUUCCCUGAGGGAAUACCGCUCAAGGAAGAGUGAGAAGUUGGCCACUGCAUGGCUGUCCAGCAUAGUGUUGAGGUGGCUAGGGCCUUUUGCCCUGAUUCUCAGUUAAUGGAAGUGGCUUAGUAUAUGCUCUGUCCCUUGUCCUCUUGCGUCUCUGGAAUGGGAGCCAGUUCUGGAAGCCACUCCAUGGAAGGGGUGGUUCCCAUUGUAGCCCAGCCCCUUCCUGGUCCAGGGCCUCAAAUACCUGAGUGCUUUGAAAUCAGAGCUAUUGUAAGUCCACGGCUGCAGUUCAUCUUGAGCCAUAUUAGGCCCUCAGUCUGGACUGAAUCUCACUAACUU